GUUCGAUUCAAGAUGGCGCUCGCUGAAUCGACAAUAGAAGUUUGCAACCUUUUAAACCUGGGAAAUAUACCCAUAGACUGGACACAAADAGUAUGGAAUGAUGAUUUCUACGAGUAUCAUGGUUUACCUGAGCYAUUCGAAGAAAAUGCGUCCGAAAAGCAGUAUUUUAAAGCGGAACUAGAGAAGCUGUUGUUAGUUUGUCGAAGAUGGGUGAAGUCUACAGAAGAAACUUCUACAGAAGGGUUUUGGAAGAUUCUCUCUGAUAAUGAUGUUCCCCUUCGUUCGUUGAUCGCCUUUCUGCAUGCGAUGAUUGAAUCUUGCAAAAGGCAUUCUCGACCAGGACCUAAGUUAGAAAGUGCUGUUAUAUCAGCGAAUGUGUACAUACUGCUGGUUCAAAUUCCAGGAAGUGGUGCCUUUAAUGUCUACCACCACCUCCUGCUUCAGAAGGCUGUUGACAUUUUGAAGCAUUGGCCUCGUAAAGAAAAUUCCAAAAGGAAAAGACCACAGUCGUCACAAAACAACGGAAAACAAUCUACCAAUGGUAGAAAAGCUAAGUCAAGACGUACAGCUAAAGAUAGUCAGCCAUGUGUAGAUGAUGAGGAAGACUCUAGACUUGAAAAUGAAGAAAGUGAUGACARUGAUGAUGAUAGCGAUGAUGAUGAUGAUAUCGGAGUUGGUCUCUCUUUAGAGGCUCUGGUAGACAGUCUCAAGAAAAGAAUUAUUGAAUUUCUGCAGGAUACUGUUUUGCUGCUGAGCAUGUUUUCUCUGAAWGGUUCGGAGCAAACUUGUGUUCAUAUUAUGCAGAGGCUAACAGAAAUGGCCAAGAUAGACGUCAUUACUGUACCAUCUACUUUUGAACUACCAGAAAGGUCUUCACUGAAGCAAGUCAAAUCGGUUGCACAACUUGGAUACAUUGCUCUUGGUCAGUUAUGUACUACGCUUCAUGGAGAUGUUGGCUCAAACACUCGAAAUGUGUUGAAGAAUCUACUUCCUCUUUUCCUAAUGGCAGAUGGUGGUGCCACGUUACACAAAGAUGUCCAGCUUGUGAAGGAUUAUGCCGUAGCGUUUGCUUGUUAUAUUGCAGCCAAAGAGUGCAGCGAGUCCCAAAAUGCCGUCAGGGUUCUCAUCCAACACCUGUGCACAAAGUGCCCAGACAAAGCUGACUAUAGGGUCCCAGUUGCCAAGGUAACUUUAUAGA
Molecule: messenger RNA, 1198 nt
Organism: Exaiptasia diaphana
Lineage: Eukaryota; Metazoa; Cnidaria; Anthozoa; Actiniaria; Aiptasiidae
Product: condensin-2 complex subunit D3
Exons: 10
Coding region: 13-1197 (394 amino acids)
Biological process (GO): mitotic chromosome condensation; meiotic chromosome condensation
Cellular component (GO): condensed chromosome, centromeric region
Molecular function (GO): histone binding
Source: RefSeq, a predicted model, not a curated record